UGCCCCCUCCCCCGGGGUUUUUUUGGGUUUUUUUAAAAUUACAUAAAGCUGACAACUGCAGAUUUGCCCUCUGUUGCUCACACAGUUAAAGAGAAGAGUUCAUGUCCACCCCAGCUUGUUUCACUUUGCUGCUGUUCCUCAGCCAGCCCAAAUUUCAGCUGCAGUAACACGAUCCCACUUGGCAGAGCCUGAGAGAAUCUUUGGCACAUUGGAGAGAGGCUUAAUGUAAAGUCUACUUUUUUUUUUUUCCCCUUUCUUUUUAAUUUUUUUAGAAUUUUUUUUUAGAGCUUUUUGAAACUCCUCUGGUUGUGCACAGCUCUGGCAGUAGCUGCAGGGCUGCUCACAAACGCUCCAAAUGUGAGCUCAAGGAUUACAGAUGUGUUCUGUGCAGGGAAUGUCUUGAGUGCCUGUCCCAAAAACUCCUCCAAAAACUCCUCGGGAACGACAUGGAUCAGGCUGAACAGCUCUCUGCAGGCAGAAGGAAAAGCUCCCUGUCCUUGGACAAGAAGAGCAGUGGCUGGAGAGCCACACUGGGGGUUUUGUGUCUGUUCCCUGUGCUGGCUUUGCUGGCAGUUCUGGAAUAUCCAGCUGGAGCUGCAGUUCAGGAAAUUCAGGCAGAUGUGCCAGGCCCAGCUGUGCUGCCCCCGGCGCGGAGCCGGCGCUACACCAUCACCCCCGGCCACCUCAAGUGGGACCACUUCAACCUCACCUACAAGAUCCUGUCCUUCCCCAGGAACCUGCUGAGCGCGCGGGACACGCGCCGGGGGCUGGCGGCCGCUUUCCGCAUGUGGAGCGAGGUGUCCCCGUUCAGCUUCAGGGAGGUGCCACGGCACCUCCCCAGCGACCUCCAGAUCGGUUUCUACUCCAUCAACCACACGGACUGCCUGGAGUCCCUGACCCACCACUGCUUCGAUGGCACCACGGGGGAGCUGGCCCACGCCUUCUUCCCCCCCCACGGGGAAAUCCACUUCGAUGACCACGAGUACUGGAUCCUGGGCAACACCAGGUUCAGCUGGAAGAAAGGGGUGUGGCUGACAGACCUGGUGCACGUGGCUGCCCACGAGAUCGGGCACGCGCUGGGCCUGAUGCACUCGCUGAACCCCGGCGCGCUCAUGCACAUCAACGCCACCCUGACGGGCAGGAAGAGCAUCUCCCAGGACGAGGUGUGGGGGAUCCACAGGCUCUAUGGCUGUAAGGACAGGUUGGUGAUGUGCCCUUCCUGGGCAAGGAGAGGUUUCUGUGAGAAGCGCAGGAAGCUGAUGAAGAAGCACUGCCCCUCCACCUGCGACUUCUGCUACGAAUUCCCAUUUCCUACAGUGCCCCCCACCCUGCCCCCACCAAGGACCAAAACCAAGACAGUUUCUGAGGGCAGGAACGUCACCUUCCGCUGUGGGCAGAAGAUCAUCCACAAAAAAGGCAAAGUCUACUGGUAUAAAGAUAAGGAACUUCUGGAAUAUUCCUAUCCAGGUUAUUUAUCCCUAAAUGAAGAUCACAUGAGCAUCAUUGCAAAUGCAAUUAAUGAAGGAACUUACACUUGUAUAGUGAAGAAAAAAGAAAGAAUCCUGACUACUUAUUCCUGGAGAAUCAGACUGAAGCACUGACACAGCCCUGGGAGGAGCCCCUCAGUUCCUGCUCCUUCUGGCUCCAGUUUUCCUUUGGCAUUUUAGAUUUAAUCUCCAGUAGUGCAACUGAAUUCUGCAGCAGCUGCUUUGGGCAAAAGAGACUUUGGGACUGGUUACUGGGA
This is a messenger RNA of Oenanthe melanoleuca, 1744 nucleotides long. RefSeq names its product matrix metallopeptidase 23B (gene MMP23B). Bases 447 to 1601 code for a protein of 384 amino acids. NCBI's taxonomy places the organism in Eukaryota, Metazoa, Chordata, Aves, Passeriformes, Muscicapidae. Gene Ontology annotation, cellular component: extracellular matrix. The record is from RefSeq and is a predicted model, not a curated record. Gene Ontology annotation, molecular function: metalloendopeptidase activity; zinc ion binding. Gene Ontology annotation, biological process: extracellular matrix organization; collagen catabolic process; proteolysis. The transcript has 8 exons.